Hevea brasiliensis (rubber tree) is the source of this 1097-nucleotide messenger RNA. RefSeq names its product 40S ribosomal protein S3-1. Bases 131 to 490 code for a protein of 119 amino acids. Gene Ontology annotation, molecular function: structural constituent of ribosome; RNA binding. Gene Ontology annotation, cellular component: cytosolic small ribosomal subunit; nucleus. NCBI's taxonomy places the organism in Eukaryota, Viridiplantae, Streptophyta, Magnoliopsida, Malpighiales, Euphorbiaceae. The record is from RefSeq and is a predicted model, not a curated record. The transcript is spliced from 6 exons.
ACAGAUCGCUGUUCUAACCCUUCAAAUAAUAUACAGGCGCGAGUCCCCUGUCUCUUCACCAACACGAGGGUUUAGCUUGCCAAGAAGCUUCUAAGCGCCGAACAAGUUAGCUGCUCAAAUUAUCGGGAAUAUGGCAGCCCAAAUCAGUAAGAAGCGCAAGUUUGUUGCAGAUGGUGUUUUCUAUGCGGAGCUAAAUGAGGUACUGACCAGAGAGCUGGCUGAGGAUGGCUACUCUGGGGUUGAAGUUAGGGUUACUCCCAUGCGGACUGAGAUCAUCAUUAGGGCUACUCGUACCCAGAAUGUUCUUGGUGAGAAGGGAAGAAGGAUCAGGGAACUGACAUCUGUUGUUCAGAAACGAUUCAAGUUUCCAGAGAACAGUGUGGAACUCUAUGCUGAGAAAGUUAACAAUAGGGGCCUCUGUGCAAUUGCACAGGCUGAGUCUCUGCGUUACAAGCUCCUUGGAGGCCUUGCUGUUCGGAGGGCUUGCUAAGGUGUCUUGAGAUUUAUAAUGGAGAGUGGGGCAAAGGGUUGCGAGGUUAUUGUGAGUGGAAAGCUCCGAGCUCAGCGUGCCAAGUCUAUGAAAUUCAAGGAUGGGUACAUGAUAUCCUCUGGUCAACCUGUCAAUGAAUAUAUUGACUCUGCUGUGAGGCAUGUUCUUCUAAGACAGGGUGUGCUUGGUAUCAAGGUCAAGAUCAUGCUUGACUGGGACCCUAAAGGCAAGGUGGGUCCAAUGACACCGUUGCCUGAUUUGGUCACUAUCCAUCCUCCCAAAGAAGAAGAGUAUAUUCCAACACCAGUGAUGACAGCCAAUAUUGAGAUUCCAGUUACAUAAAUUCUGAAUUUCGACUGAAAAAGUCUGUACCACAGGCUUUUAUUGGCCUGUUGUUUCUUAUAUAUAUUUUAGGAGAGAGACAAAAAUUCUUGAAUGCAUCAGGAGUUAGUUUUUGCUUUGCUUCUAUUAGCAUCUCAAGUUUGGGCUAAAUUUCGUUCAGCGUCUCUUAACUGUGUUGUUUUUCGUCAUCCUUCACCUUUAUUUUUUUUUUCUUAAAAUUUUCUGAAUUUUAAUUCGAGCAAUAUGAAGUGACUGUAAUAUUCAA